Molecule: messenger RNA, 2727 nt
Organism: Leopardus geoffroyi (Geoffroy's cat)
Lineage: Eukaryota; Metazoa; Chordata; Mammalia; Carnivora; Felidae
Gene: KCNV1
Product: potassium voltage-gated channel modifier subfamily V member 1
Exons: 3
Coding region: 127-1635 (502 amino acids)
Biological process (GO): protein homooligomerization; potassium ion transmembrane transport
Cellular component (GO): voltage-gated potassium channel complex; membrane
Molecular function (GO): voltage-gated potassium channel activity; protein binding
Source: RefSeq, a predicted model, not a curated record
GGAGGCACCCCCCUCGGGAACCAGGGAAAUCCCGGCCGCCGCCAGGGGCCGUGCCACCACCCUCGCCCGACCGAGGCUUCCGGCGCGCCCCCAACUUUGUGGCGCCCUCAGGCAGCGGCGGCGGGGAUGGAGCUGCCUUCCCGAGGGCGGGCGCCGCUGGACUCGUCGCUGGACAGCUGCUCCCUGACCUCGUUGGAGUCCAGCGUUUUCUGCAGCGAGGGCGAAGGGGAGCCCCUGGCGCUCGGGGACUGCUUCACGGUCAACGUGGGCGGCAGCCGCUUCGUGCUCUCGCAGCAGGCACUGUCCUGCUUCCCGCACACGCGCCUGGGCAAGCUGGCCGUGGUGGUGGCCUCGUGCCGCCGCCGCGGGGCCCUGGCCGCCGUGCCCAGUCCCCUGGAGCUCUGCGACGAUGCCAACCCCGUGGACAACGAGUACUUCUUCGACCGCAGUUCGCAGGCAUUCCGCUAUGUCUUGCACUACUACCGCACCGGCCGCCUGCACGUCAUGGAGCAGCUGUGCGCGCUCUCCUUCCUUCAGGAGAUCCAAUACUGGGGCAUCGACGAGCUCAGCAUCGACUCCUGCUGCAGGGACAGAUACUUCAGAAGGAAGGAGCUGAGUGAAACGUUAGACUUUAAGAAGGACACAGAAGACCAGGAGAGUCAACAUGAGAGCGAACAGGACUUCUCACAAGGACCUUGUCCCACUGUCCGCCAGAAGCUCUGGAACAUCCUGGAGAAACCUGGAUCUUCCACAGCUGCUCGAAUCUUUGGGGUCAUCUCCAUCAUCUUUGUGGUGGUGUCCAUCGUCAACAUGGCCCUGAUGUCAGCUGAAUUAAGCUGGCUGGACCUGCAGCUGCUGGAAAUCCUGGAGUACGUGUGUAUCAGCUGGUUCACUGGCGAGUUCAUCCUGCGCCUCCUGUGCGUGCGGGCCAGGUGCCGCUUCCUGAGGAAGGUGCCGAACAUCAUAGACCUCCUUGCCAUCUUGCCCUUCUACAUCACUCUUCUGGUAGAGAGCCUGAGUGGGAGCCAGACUACACAGGAGCUGGAAAAUGUGGGGCGCAUUGUGCAGGUCUUGAGGCUGCUCAGGGCUCUACGCAUGCUAAAGCUGGGCAGACAUUCCACAGGAUUACGCUCACUCGGGAUGACAAUCACCCAGUGUUAUGAAGAAGUCGGCCUACUGCUCCUCUUUUUGUCUGUGGGAAUUUCUAUAUUUUCAACUGUGGAAUAUUUUGCUGAGCAGAGUAUUCCUGACACAACCUUCACAAGUGUCCCUUGUGCAUGGUGGUGGGCCACAACAUCCAUGACUACUGUGGGAUACGGGGACAUUAGACCAGACACCACCACAGGCAAAAUCGUGGCCUUCAUGUGCAUAUUAUCAGGAAUCCUUGUCUUGGCCUUGCCUAUUGCUAUUAUUAACGACCGCUUCUCCGCUUGCUAUUUCACCUUAAAGCUCAAGGAAGCAGCUGUUAGACAGCGCGAAGCUCUGAAGAAGCUUACCAAGAAUAUAGCCACUGACUCAUACAUCAGUGUGAACUUGAGAGAUGUCUAUGCCCGGAGUAUCAUGGAGAUGCUUCGGUUAAAAGGCAGAGAAAGGGCAAGUACUAGGAGCAGUGGAGGAGAUGAUUUCUGGUUUUGAAGCCACUUUCAGUUUAUUUACAAAAGCUUGUGUACAACUAACUCAACUGAUAAAGCCUUGAUAUGGAUGUCCAUGUACUGUUGAGGACUCUCUUUUGAGUAUACCACCUGUGUUAGUUUUUGCUGAUAUUUUGCUUGGUCUGCUAGAAUAGUUCACGUCCCCCAAAUCGAGUGCACAUUGUUUCGACACAGUUGAGCCGCAAAAAAUAGUCAUUUAACAUAACCCAAUACAAGUAGGCCACAUGUCUGAAUUGUCAAAUAUAAUAGUGCAAUACAUCCAACAAAGUUAAAAUUUUAUGCAUCACUAAUUUUAAGGUUUUUUGCACCACUAAUGUAAAAGAAUGGGAGUUAAGCUACACGGCCCAGAGAAAAGGUAAGUGAACAUUUAAGAACAUACUGGACAUUCUUCAAGUAAAUAAAUCACUCCUUCCUCCAUCGGUUAAAGUUGUUACAUAUAACAAUUAGCUUUGCAAGCGCAAAUCCUGAUUUGAUAGCCAUAGAUGGUGUCUUCCCUCUGGUGCAAACCACUCAUCACAGAGGGACUAACUUCUGAUUUCAGUCAUUACUGUUGGAGGUGGGAAUCCCCAGGCUGCUUAACCACUGACAGAACAGGGGCUUCAAGAACUGUACAUUCUCAUCGUCUCCACGGAGUGCAGUAGUGUAGCCUAAAGCAGGUGUCUCUUGUACCCCUUGGAAAUUAGAUGGUCUUUAAAAAUCUCUUUAUUGAUGUGGUGUUCAAAUUAUGUCUUUAAAAUCACGAAUGUGUAAAGGUGAAGUAGUGAACAUCCUAAAAAUAUACACUAAAAGUAUUAAAUAGUCUUAUUUCAUAAAAUGAGAAUGAUAUGUUGAAUGAUAUCACUGGAUGAACUUGAAAAUCUUUUAUUUGUUAACAAAAAUAUUAUAGAUAGCUUUCUGGCUUUUGGGGUAAAUAGCAAAUGUUCCAACUUUGCACGCAUUUGACAGCAUUUGACGGUCAUUCGUGAUAAUGAUAAAAUUCCUAGACAUUCUGUUAUAUGAUUAAAACCAAAAGUUCUAAACCUAAGAAUUAGUUGAUGAUUCCCAAUAUUCUAGUAAAUGAGUUUUUAAAAACUAA